AUGAAAAAAAGACUGACUAUAUGUCCAAUUGCAACAAAAUCAGCUUUUGAUGACAACAACGCUAACAAACCAGGGAGUAUUGGUCAGUCACAGCAACAAACGACUGACACAACGCCAUCUACAUCUGAGGUUAGUCAACAAAUGGCUGGUACAUUGCUAACUUCACCAUCACCAGCUAUGGCUGCAGGGUCCGAUCUAAGGGAAGCAAGCCGGACAUUUGCCCAGAGCGGCAAAAAAUGA
Molecule: messenger RNA, 240 nt
Organism: Parnassius apollo (apollo)
Lineage: Eukaryota; Metazoa; Arthropoda; Insecta; Lepidoptera; Papilionidae
Source: the annotation of a GenBank genome assembly